Molecule: messenger RNA, 703 nt
Organism: Schistosoma curassoni
Lineage: Eukaryota; Metazoa; Platyhelminthes; Trematoda; Strigeidida; Schistosomatidae
Source: the annotation of a GenBank genome assembly
AUGAAGAAUUAUUUGAUUAGUACAGUGAAAUUUAAACAACAUCUAGAAAGUGAUCUAACACAAUCGAAUAGUAAACAAAUAGUUAUGGAACCAAUUCAACGAAUAUCUGGUAUCCUAUUUUAUAUUAAGGCUAGUGGUAUAGCAUUAAUACAAUUAAUCAUCAUAUGGGCAAUGAAUACUACUGUAAUAUUAGUUCAUACAUUCAAGGAAUGGUUACAAUCUACAAACUGGUUUGUUGGAUUGUUUUUCUUUUUGGGACUCUUUAUUGAUUUGGAAAUCAUUCUAAUGCCACGAGUGCAAUUUAUUUUUCCAUUAAAUUAUAUACUAUUGAUAUUCAAUUCGAUCAUUCUUUCAAUUCCAGUUUCAAGGUUUCUAUGUGAAUUGAAAACGUUAUGGAUUCCAUGUAGUUGGGUUAUUACAUUGGGAAUUACAUUGCUGACUAUAAUAUUUGGCAAAUUAAUACGUUUCGAUAUACAAACAUCAUUGAAUAUAUUCCUUACUGUUAUAUUCACUUUACAAGUAGUAGUUUAUAUUGCUAUGAUUAUAUUAAAUUAUUAUGGUUACUUUGAUGUCAUUCUGAUUAUUUCUGGAUCAGGAAUGCUAUUGACAAUCAUUUAUGAAUUGGCAAUUGCAACUCAAGCAAUUUUUCCAGGUGAUAAACGAUUCAUAUUUCGUGAUAAUCAAUAUUUUCUAUGUGGAUUAG